Drosophila virilis is the source of this 5552-nucleotide messenger RNA. RefSeq names its product pneumococcal serine-rich repeat protein. Lineage: Eukaryota; Metazoa; Arthropoda; Insecta; Diptera; Drosophilidae. The record is from RefSeq and is a predicted model, not a curated record.
AAGCGUUUGGAUUGCGUUCGGCUAGGAGCAAACGGCAGCGCGUGUUAAGAAAUUAUAAUAAGAAACAGUGAGAACACAGCUAAAGAUAUGUAAAGAAAGAGUUCAUUAUCAAAAGUGACUACGAAAAGUGAACAGCAAAUGCAAGUGCAAGUGCAAGCGCAAGUGCAGUGAACCAGUCUCAGCGGACGGCGCCCUUGAACGUAAAUGCGUGCAGGAAUUUGCGUACGCAGAAACGCUAGCGGCAGCGGUGAAAAGCGUAGCGACAAAAUAGUAGUAGAUAUUGUAGUCGAGUGAGCAGCUCGGUUGGCCAAAAUGACGUGCUCGUUAAUUAAUUAACUAAUUAAGAAGUGAAUGAAAGAGAGUGAAAUAGGUGUAGUCCGAGGCCACAAACAAGAACUCCCAAAUCCGUAUUAAUAUGACAUCAUACGCAAAUGACACAACGGCAACGGCGGCAGCCACAACAACAACAACAACAACAGCAGCAGCAAGAAAUGCAGGAGGCGAACCGCCAGCAGCAGCCGCAACGCCAGCGUCUGCAGUCGGCGCAACUGCUGUGGUGCAGCUCAACAAGCAAAUGUCCAGCCACAACAACAACCAUAAUAACAGUGCUUACGAAGAGGACGACAACAACAGCUUGGAUGGGCGCGAGAAAGCCGACACGACGCCUGAGAACAUCAAGAAGAUUGCCGAGAUCAUAAACGACAAGGAGGCAGCGGCAGCGGCAGCGGCAGCGGCAGCAGCAGCGACGCCAAGCUCACUCUCGCCGCGACUUCAGCAGCAGCAGCAGCAGCAGCAGCAUGCGUCGAGCUUUGUAGGACUUGGCGCUGCCAUCGAUGAGUCAAACACAAAGUUCUGCCUUGGCAAGCCGCCGCCAUCGCCAGCCGAAAAAGCGGCUGUGCUGAGCCGAGCGAAUCACCAACAGAACAGCUGCAGCAGCAGCAGCGUCGGCAACAAAGAGAUCUCCGCUGCGGAGGAUGCGGAGGACGAGUCGACGGCAUCGAAUUCAACGGCAACAAAGCAAUCGCUGGCCUUCACCAUUGACCACUUUGACGCCUCGGAGAACGACGCGGCAGCGCAGGCCGCACGCUAUAAGAACAUGAUGGAGCGCUUUCAGAGUCGCCACAGGCGCGGCGCCUCCAUGUCCAAGCUGGAGAGCGAGCACGGCAGCACGGCGACCAGUGGCAACGGGCGCCACUCGCAGCGCAGCAGCCUUGACGCCAGCAGCGUUGCCGAUGAUGAUGCUUCAAUGACGGCGGCCACGCCCACGGCCGAAACGCCCGCCGUGAAGUUGCGUGUGCGCGAGCGCAGUGCCUCGCGUGUAAGAGACGCCUCCAAGCGGCACAGCUGGUCGCCGCGCAGCUCGGCCACAACAGAGCCAGCCGCUGGCCGCGCGUCCAACCAAAAGCCAAAGUCCACACAGCCAGCGGCGCCGCCGAAGGGCGCUGCCAAUCUGCUGGCGAAUCGCACCACACAGUUCACGCCGCGCUCGACGGCCAUGCAAAUGGCGCUGCAGCAGGUGGAGCUGCUGUGUCCGCAUCCGCCACUGGACGACAUGAAGGCAGCGGCGGGGGAGGAGGACGCGGUCAGCGAGGCGGGCACCUACACUCUAGAUGGCGAUAACUACACAGAGGAGCAGAAGGAUCUCAUGAACAUCGAUCGGAAUGCAGCCGCGGCUGCGGCAGCUGCCGCGGCCAAGCUGCGACCCAAGCAGCUGGCGCUGAAGCCCAGCCGUCCCAGCAAUGUGCUCGAAGUAAACUACUACCACGAGACGCCGCAGCAGGAGCAGAAGGGCAGCAGCACCAAUGCCAAUGCGACGGGCGCCUAUUUGGAGCAGCUCAAGUCGCGUGUGCUGCGGCCGCCUCAAACGCCUCCAACGCCGUCGUCGCCUCGAUCGCCGGCCGCCGAUGUGGGCUGCUUCACCAGCGUCACCACGAGCGGUGUGCUGGCCAAGCAGCGUGCCCUCGACACGCAUCCCAAGCUGACGCGCCACUCGCACAGUCUGUCCACCUCGCAGAUCGACAGCUCCGAGUACGUCAGCAACGAGGCGAAGUUGCGUCAUGCGCAGGCCAUGGCCGGCAGCGCUACAGAUCGCCAGAAGGCCGAGUACCGCCUGAAUGUGUUCACCACCAGCAACACACAGCAGCAGCAGCAUCAGCUGAAGGAACAGCUGCAUCAACUGCCCGAGACGCCAACGACGCCCACAGAGGCAGCACUGCUGCAGUCGGCGCCGACCAAGCAGGACUGGAUACAGGAGUGGGCGCGCAAUGCGCGUGCCCGCAGCCUGGCGCAGGAUGUGAGCAGCAGUUCCGCCAGCCGGAGAAAGCAGCAGCAGGCGCAGGCACAGUUGAUGACACGCAGCUACAACUGCUCGGACACAGGCGCGGACUCGCUGACGGAUGACAGUCUCAGCCUGUACAAUCAGCAGCAGCGUCAAUAUGCGGCGGCUGCCAAACUCAAUCGCAACCUGGCCGAGCGUUAUCGACUGCUGGGCGACUGUGACUACGCGAGCGAUCCGGCGCUGUGCAGCCAUGCUGGCCAGGUGGGUGGCGAGCCAUAUAAGCCACCGAAGAGCCCCAGUAAAAUACCCUCGCCGCUGCACACGCUGGGACGUGCGCGCAGUGCCAGCCGCUCCAGGCCGGCCAUGGAGCAGCUGCCCUCGCAGACACCGUCGUCGCGUCGCAGCUCGGUUAAGUCGCCGGCGGCACAGUGCAGUCCACAGCACAGCCUGGAAACGGGCUAUCAUCGAUCGCCGCUGCAUCGUGCACUCAUGACCAGCAGCAUCAACGAGGCCCAGCUUCAGCUGUUGACCAGCGGCGAGUAUUUGCUGAAGCAGCUGCAUCGACGCAAGAACUCGCUGGACGAUGUGGAGCACGAGCACGGCCAUGAGCUGCCGUCUUCGAUGUGCGGCGUAUCUGGCUCCAUAUCGCCACUGCGUCGAUCCAGCUCCUUCCAGCAGCAGCAGCGACCGCUGCAGUCUGUGCGACGGGCGCGUCCCAACUUUCAGAAUCUGUACACGCCGCCCGCGGCACGGCCCAUGCCGCAGCAACAGCUGCAGCUGCAGCUGCAGUUAAAGAAAUCCGCCAGCAGCAACAACUUUGAGCAGUCGUACAGCGACUACGACAACGAGCUACAGUACUAUAUAAAUGAUGAGGACGAGCUGGGUACCACAGGUCCCUACUACUCCAGCGGCGAUGAGGACGACGACAUGGAGCAGCAGUCGGCGGCACAGCAAGCGGACUCUACGGUGCCGCUGAGCAACACGCGCCUCAACAAGGCGCUGCUCAUGCGCAUCGAACGCAGCAAACAGCGCGUAGCGGGCAGUGGACCAGCAACUGGAACUGGAACUGGCCAGGGGCAAACGCCAUCCAAGCCCAGCUCAGCGCCCGCGGGCAAGCUGAGUGCAGCUGCCCAGGCGGCAGCCGGACUGAUCGCCUGCCCCAAUACGCCGGAGUUGCCGCGUCGCGGCAUCAAAAGCGCUCACGCACCACGCACAGCUUCCGGCUGCGGGCCCAAGUUGCGUCAGUCCAUGCCGCGCGAGACGAGUCUGAGCCGUUUGGCGCAGCAGGUGCCCAGCAGUCUGGCCAAUGCAAAGAAGCAGCUGCUGCAAACGGCCAAUGCGGGCAAUGUCCGGGAUCAGCAGCAGCGUGUGCAGCCCAAGUACCUGGACAUAUCCAAGUACAAGUCGGCGCAGUCCAACAAUUUUCUGCGCAAAAAUGAUGCCAAGAGCACGCUAAAGCCUGCCGAGCAAAUGAAGCGCAGCCCCAGCGCCUCCUCCAUGGGCCUAAGUCGAACCGAGGGCACACGCGCCAGCAAUCGCAGCGUGCGCUCAAACACCUCUGUGAUGAACAGCAGCACCACAUCGUUGGGUGGCGCCACAGGCAUGCGCGCCUCAUCCGCCGUGCGACGCGACGCCUCAGUGAACAAGCAGAAGGAGGCCGAAAUGGUCAUGUGGAAGCGACGCUCCACAUACGAUCCAAUGAAGGCAGCUGCCGAGGACAGACGCCGCAAGGAGGAAGCGCGCCGUGCCCAGACCCAGGCCCAGGCUCAGGCUCAGCGUCAGUUCAACGAUAUGGCCAACGAUGUGCCAUUCGAAAGUGUGCAGCGACCGGCCAACAAUCUGACCAUCACGGGCAGCAUAAACUACAGUCCAAGAAAUUCAGUGGAAAACGAUGCCUGGAUGCUUGGUGAAUCGUCGGAGUUUGGCGAAUAUCCCGAAGACUACGACGACGACGCGGAGGAGCAGGAGGAUAACGAAUAUGUGGCCAGGCAAGAAGACUCCGACGAUGUCUUCGAGGCGGAAACAGCGGAGACUACAGGCUAGGACAGCGGCCAGCAUCAUGUUAAACCAGCAACAGUGAUAUAUUAAAGCGAUUAUAUAUACAUAUAUAUAAAUAUAUAUACAUAUAUAUUUAUAUGUAAUUAACAAUUUAUGUAAAUCAUAGUAAGCGCAAUGCGAUUUAGUUAUAAUCUUUUCCUACAUUGUAACAACUUUGGGUUUGCAUACCACACAUUUGAUAUGAAAUGAUUUUGAUUUAUAUUAACUGAAGUUUACAAAUAUGGGUAGGGCAGAAUGAAUCUGUCUUGAAUAAAAUGAGUGAAUACUUUGCAGAGUAUAGUAAGACGAAUAUUAUUAUUACGAUGCUGUCCAAAACGCCAUAACUGAAAUAAGAGUUAAACAAAUUAUAUUUUAAACGGAACUGCAUAUAUGAAUUUUAAAUGAGAACUACAAUAGAAACUGCAUUCAACAUAUGAUCUAUGCUUAGUUUAAAGUUAAUAUACCAUAUAUAUUUCUUUCUCUGUUAUACAAAUGAUGUUCAACAACUAAAAGAUACUCAAAAAAAAAAACGAGCGGUGGCCUUAUAUCGCUAGUAAGUCCGAUAAGAACGUAGACUGCAAACAAGUGCUUGAAAUUAUAUCCUAAGAAUACGGAAUUGAUUUAACAACUGCGCUUUAAACUGAAUACGCUCCGGAUUUACUCGAUGUCUGCGCCGUAGCACGACAAACUCUCAGAAUGAACGAAUUGUUUGUAGAUUUUGUAUGCGUACACAAAGUAUAUUAAACACAAAAUGUCCAUACAUAUAUAUACUAAAUAUAUGCAUGGAUUAAUAUAAUAAUAUAUAGUUUUUAUAAAAUAACGAGUACGAGUAGGAUAUAUACUCAUUUGGUAUUUGCUUUUAAAACGCCCAAAUUGUUUAAGUAUUUUUAACGUUUACGUGCAGCUUUCAAUGCUUUCAAGCAGAAUCAACUGAAUAUGACUUAAUCUAAAUAGAUCUAGAUUAUUAAAAUAUCAACUAACUAUUGUAAUUCAUAAUGGUGUCGGUGUCCAUUUUAUCAGCCACUGAACUUUCAAGUCACAAAUUGAUGUAGCUGCUACUUGAUUUUAAUGAUAUGUUUUCAAUUCAAACCGUCUACAAAAAAAUUGAUAAUUUUUGUGAAAUUCAAACAAAACGUAUGUUGUACAAUUUGUUUAUUGUUGUUUUAUUUCUAAAGGCAAAAAAUAAAAUGCGACUAUUAAAGCUGAAAAAAGCUAAUUCUGUCCAAUAUUCCUUAAA